GAUCAAGAUGAAGAACUACAAUGAAGACAGUCAUCCAAUAGAGAGCCACAGGAGACACAGUGGCUACAGUCAGUCCAGGAUCCUGGAAAUUGAAAGAGCUGAAAGGGCUGAGUUUCUUGAACUCCUUCACCGAGUAGAGAGACUGUAUAACUCACGGAGUCGCCAAAUUGAUGAGAUCAGGAAGAGAAUGGGAUUUUCCGUCCACCAGGAUACCCUUACCUCACCUCAGACUACAGCUUCUCCAAUUUUAAAGGAUGACAAAAGGGUUCGGACGUUCAGGACCAACCAGACGAUGGUAGAAGAGGAGCCUUUCUCCAAGAAGAGGCUGGGUCUGGGCAGUAAGAUGGCAGGGUGGAACGCUGCAAACAGGAGGAACCCACGUACACACGCUUCCCUCAGCUCUGUGGACAUGCCCACUCCCACUGAGCUGAGGGCCAUUUCAAAAGUCAGCCUUUUCACCCCCAGUCCUCCUUCUUCCCCUCCUCCCAGAGCAACCAGGAGACCGUCUUGUCUCCCGAAGCUGCCCGGCACACAGAAAAGGACCUCGCCGUGGUUUCCCGGCAGUAGCACCCAAGGUUCCAGCACCUCCAUCAGAAGCUGCCCCACCCAACAGAAGCGGACUUCGUUGUGGGACACCGACGGUGGCGCCCAGAGUGCCAGCACCACCUUUGGACCCCCCCCUGCCACAGAAAAGGACCACGCCGCGGGACCCUGGUGGUGGCACCCAAAUUUCCAGCACCUCCAUCAGAAGCUGCCCAGCCCAACAGAAAAGGACCUCACCAUGGGACAAAAUGUCACCCAAAUGAAGACCUCUAGCCUUUGGUCAAUCCUGCAAAGAGCCUGUCCCUCUGCUUCACGCAGCUGA
This is a messenger RNA of Etheostoma spectabile (orangethroat darter), 865 nucleotides long. RefSeq lists its product as uncharacterized. NCBI's taxonomy places the organism in Eukaryota, Metazoa, Chordata, Actinopteri, Perciformes, Percidae. The coding region runs from base 8 to 865 and encodes 285 amino acids. The transcript has 3 exons. The record is from RefSeq and is a predicted model, not a curated record.